UUUCCAACUGCCGUGUCACUUCGAUAUCAUGGCGUAGAGAUGUGGAGGGACGUAGGGCUGUUCUUGUGGGCACGGAGAAGUUCACAAACUAGCUCCUGUGGAUGUCAAAGUUCGCGAAAAGGGUUAACAAACCAAGGGGAAUCGUAUCUUCUUCGAGGGGAAUUGUGAUUCGUCAGUGACUCAAGAUGAUGUCUGAUGCCAGCGACAUGUUGGCUGCUGCCUUGGAGCAGAUGGAUGGCAUAAUAGCAGGCUCGAAGACCUUGGACUAUUCUAAUGGUUUAUUUGACUGUCAGUCGCCCACGUCCCCUUUUAUGGGUAGCUUGCGGGCUCUUCACCUUCUGGAAGACCUAAGGAGUGUCCUGGAAAUGAUGGACACCGAGGAAAGAGAAAGUUUACGCUGCCAAAUCCCAGAAUCCACAGCUGACAGUAUGGUUGAGUGGCUUCAUGGUCACCUGUCAAAUGGACACAUCUCUCUGGGUGGGGGUGACCACUACCAGGAAAGGCUGUCACGACUAGAGAGCGAUAAAGAGUCUCUGGUGCUUCAGGUGAGUGUGCUGACGGACCAGGUGGAGGCUCAGGGAGAGAAGAUCCGAGAUUUAGACUUGUGUUUGGAAGAGCAUAGAGAGAAACUCAACGCAACUGAGGAGAUGUUGCAGCAGGAGCUUUUGUGCAGAACCUCACUGGAGACUCAGAAGCUUGAACUGAUGUCUGAAGUGUCCAACCUCAAGCUGAAACUCAACGCUAUGGAGAAGGAGAGGAUGAACUUCGAUGAGAGGUUCAGGGACAGUGACGAUUUGAUUCUUGAAAUUAAUGAACUGCGGUACAGACUGACUGACCUGGAGAGUGAAAAAUUACAAUACGAAAAGAAACUCAAAUCCACAAAGGAGGAGCUAACUUUACUGAGAAGGCAGCUGGAGGGCAAAGAUGGUGAGAUGAGAAGACUACAGAGUGAGACGGGCUUCAAAUCCAUCGCCAUGAGCAAUGCGGAUUCCCUAGAGAGAGUCUCUCAUCCCGAUGAAACGUUAAGAAAAAGGCUGAAAGAAAAACAUGUGGAAGUGCAAAGAAUGAAAAAAGCAGUUGAGUCGUUGAUGGCGGCGAAUGAAGAAAAGGAUCGAAAGAUUGAGGAGCUGAAGCAGUCACUUCUUCGGUACAAGAAAGUUCAGGACAUGGUGAUGUCUGUACAAGGAAAGAAAGAGAAAACAAAAGAUAAUGAGUGUGGUGAGAGUCCCACUGAUGGAUCCAGUUCAGUCUUCUCCUCCAUCUUUGGAUCUGUGGAGUCUGAAAAACAGGAAGUUUCAGAUUUUGAAGAGCUAAAACCAAAGAGGCUGGAUGAGUUGGAAAGUCUCAGUGGACUGAGUGAAGAGCCUUCUCCUGCUCCCAGCCCUCCUGAUCCAGAGCAAAUUUCUGAGCAUGCGUCAACAAAUGUGGAAAAAAGCCAAGUUGUGACUAAAACUGAGGCCCAGGUGGAUCUGGAGGAAAGCAAGGUUGAGAAGUGUUCAGAUAAAGACAAGGCGAGUGAAAAGCCACCUCUGAAUCCAUCUGCCACCUUGCCUGCCUCCUCAGAAGAGGACAGCUUUGGCUCCAGGAAAGCUCGCUCAUCCUUUGGAAAAGGUUUCUUUAAGAUCCGCGGAGGCAAGAAGACAUCCAACAGCCCCAACCUCGACCGCAGCAGGAGUGCAAGUGCGCCUAUGCUAGCUCAAACAGAACUGCAAGGCACCGACCAUUUGAAUCUGGCCGGGAUGCCACAGAGGUCACCAAACAGUGACAGCACACACACACUUCCUACAACUCUGGAAAACAGGAAGAAGUCCAAAGGAAUAAAGAAAUUCUUUGGAAAGCUCAAAAGGAGCCAGUCCACCACAUUUAACCUGGAUGACAACUUGCCAGAGGGAGAGUUCAAGCGGGGUGGAGUCCGAGCCACAGCAGGACCCAGACUGGGCUGGUCUCGUGAUCUCCAGCGAGUCAACAAUGAAGUAGACGCUCCAUUUGCUCGAUGGUCAAAGGAUCAGGUUUGUGAUUGGCUGCAGGAGCAGGGUCUCGGCCUUUACGUGAACAUGGCUCGUGUGUGGAUCUCAUCUGGGCAGACCCUUCUGCAGGCUUCACAACAAGACCUGGAGAAGGAGCUGGGCAUUAAACACCCGCUGCACAGAAAGAAGCUGCAGCUGGCUCUGCAGGCCCUCGGCUCAGAAGAGGAGGAUAAUAAGGGAAAGCUGGACUACAACUGGGUGACAAGGUGGCUGGAUGACAUAGGCCUCCCUCAGUAUAAGACCCAGUUUGAUGAGGGCAGAGUGGAUGGUCGCGUGCUGCACUACAUGACUGUGGAUGACCUGCUUUCUCUGAAGGUGGGGAGUGUCCUACAUCACCUCAGUAUCAAGAGAGCGAUUCAAGUUCUUCGACUCAACAGCUACGACCCAAACUGUUUGCGUCGCAGGCCAUCGGACGAGAACAACAUUUCACCUGCGGAGAUUUCCCAGUGGACCAACCACAGGGUGAUGGAGUGGCUUCGGUCUGUAGACCUUGCUGAAUACGCUCCCAACCUGAGAGGCAGCGGUGUCCACGGAGGCCUCAUGGUUCUGGAGCCACGAUUCAACGUGGAAACCAUGGCUCAGCUGCUGAACAUUCCGCCCAACAAGACUCUGCUGCGUCGACACCUCGCUACGCAUUUUAGUUUGCUGAUCGGUUCAGAAGCUCAGCAGCUCAAACAAGAGUGUCUGGAAAACCCGGACUACAUUCUGCUCACAGCCACCACAAAAGUCAAGCCCAGAAAACUGCCAUUUGGUAACUUUGGCAGUCUGAGGAAGAAAAAGCAGGAUGAAAAUGAGGAGUACGUUUGUCCGAUGGAUGUGGAAAUGCCAAAGGGGCGGAGCUUCCAAAAAGGCUUUGAGCUUCAGAUCUACGAGGACGACCUGGACAGGCUGGAGCAGAUGGAGGACUCUGAGGGGACAGUGAGACAGAUCGGUGCGUUCUCCGAAGGAAUUCAAAACCUCACAAGCAUGCUAAAAGAUGACGAAUUCUUCAAAGAAGUGUCAAAUUCACCGUACCCCAGCGUAACGGACGACGAGUCCAACGCGUGAGGCGGCCGUGGACCUGGCUCUGCUGUGAAUCAAACUCUGUGCCAACCUGCUCUGUUUGCAGCUCCGUGCCAGCAUCGCUAUUUUAGUGUAACCAUUCAAACAAAGAGCCAAAAGUAUUACAGCUUGUGUCUUCUCUGUUUCAAACCAUGUGAACGCCUUCAGUCUGACCUUAGAGGGAACAUUUAGGACAACACCACUGUUUGCCUGCCAGCUGGUUUCUGGAGAUAUUUUCUACUCUUGUUUUAUAAACCUUUCUGAUUCUGAUGGAGCUAAAGUGUCAACCAGCAGGGAAAUGCCAAUAUAGAGUUAAUAUAUGUCUUUUAAACUGCCUUCUGACUGUAGAGACAUUGUUAGAAAGGCCUGCUCUUUGGAGAAGAUUUCAUAAAAGUAAGUUCCUGUUUUUAAACGUUAGAAUAACUCCGAUAGCUGCUAUGUUUUUUUUUCUACACGACUAAACAAUAAUGGUCUUAUAAUUUUAUUAUUUUACAAAAACUUUCACAUGUACUCAAACAUUUUCAUAUAUACAUGGUUCAAACUACGAAACUUAGAAAAUAUCCUUGCAUGAUCUGAAAAUUCCUCAUAUUUUACUAAAGUUUCUUUUUAUCCUGGAAGGAUUUUGGAAACCUGUUGGCUUGUUGCAUUUCUAAGAAAAAUGUCAGGCUGAGAUAUAAUAAUGUGAUGUUUUAUGAAAGGAAGUAAAAAUUGUGUAAUUCAGGUCUCAGCCUUAUCUCUGCAUGUAGGUUUUUUUUUAACUGUUAAAAUCAAUAAAGUAAUUUAAGAGAU
Messenger RNA from Nothobranchius furzeri (turquoise killifish), 3857 nucleotides. It is a transcript of the gene ppfibp1b, whose product is annotated as PPFIA binding protein 1b. Gene Ontology annotation, cellular component: presynaptic active zone. Gene Ontology annotation, molecular function: protein binding. NCBI's taxonomy places the organism in Eukaryota, Metazoa, Chordata, Actinopteri, Cyprinodontiformes, Nothobranchiidae. Gene Ontology annotation, biological process: neuromuscular junction development. The record is from RefSeq and is a predicted model, not a curated record.